CUUUGCUCACGCAGGGCGGAAGAAUCUAAUAGUUCACAGAAGUUUAGUUGUAAUCAAUAUUUAAUUUUGGACAUACUGACGGUAAUUUAAACUUCAAUGAAGAGGAUUUUGGCUAAGGCGAAAGCUAAGCAAGAUGGAGGUGUUACUGUGGAACAUGCCCUCGAAAAAUACGUGGAUCGUCCGACAAUUGCAUGGAAUCUUCUCGAGUCAUCUCAAGUUGUAGAAAGGCUAAAGCUAAAUGAUAUACGAAGCCCAAAGCCUCCUGGGCACACAAGAUUUGUCUGCAUUUCAGAUACACACAACAGAACGGAUAGAAUGGAACAUGCUAUUCCCGAUGGGGAUAUCUUAAUUCACGCAGGAGAUUUCACCAGUUGUGGAACCCGUGAUCAAGUGAUCCACUUCAACAGAUUUUUAGGGACACUCAAUCAUCCUCACAAGGUUGUCAUCGCUGGUAAUCAUGACAUUUCGUUUGAUCUCAAGAGCUACGAUUCUCUGUGGUCAAACUUCACACGGAUCAGAGAGGAACCUGAGGAAACUCGGAAGCAACUUACAAACUGCAUUUAUUUGGAAGACGAGGAAAUAACUGUGCGGGGAUUUCGAAUUUAUGGCUCCCCAUGGUGAGUUAAAAGAGGCGUAGAGCACAUUUCUGGAGAGGCUUGGUAUAAACCGGUCUUGAAAAGCUUUUUUAAAUUUCAAAUACAGGUUUUUGUGACUCAGGUGUCUAUCAAGUGUUAACAAAACAAGCUCCUAGAUGAUAAUUCCCUAGGACAUUAAUUACACCAAAUUUGUUUGGGGAGUCAAGCAUUACAUGGGUCAUAACAUGCAUGAAUACAUUCAAAGUAAUUGUCAUUAGUUUACAUGACACCACAUCUGAUGUCCUGCUUGGCAGCACAGGGGCAGUAUAGGUGUUUACAUGUACAUUAUUACCAUCAGAGGAAUUUCCUUGGGAGAGAAUCAACUAGAGAUUGAGAGAUCUCUAGGUUUGGAUGUUGCUUUACCUUGUUGUAUUUCUAACUCUAAAUUUCCUCUCUUCAUUUUCCUUCAACUGGCGAUAAGUAAGGUGCAAGCUUUGUUUGCCUUAGAUACUUUCUUUAGUUACUACAACAGAUUUAUAUUCUGAUACAAUUCUAGGUCACCUGAGUUUUGCAACUGGGCCUUUAUGAAGCCUCGUGGUCAGCCAAUGCAGGAGACAUGGAACAAAAUCCCAGAUGGCAUUGAUAUCCUUGUGACCCAUGGCCCACCCUUAGGUACUGUAGUUUGCUCAAAUCCUUAACACCCUACAUCAGUGUGCCUAUUCUCUAUACUGUUCUCAUCACAUAUUCUCUUGUUUUGAUGAGGAAAAUUUGUUUGACAAUCAAAAGCUUCUUCAGCUUCACUGUAGUAAUAAUUUCCUUUAUCCUUACAAGCUUAAUGCUUGAUUCAGCAGUGAGACUGUAGGAAUAAAUCAGAUGCUUGUCACUCUCAGGGGUUCAAGGAUUAGGCAACUUAAAAUUACUCAUUAUUUGAGUGAUAAUUUAGCAAUAAGAGCUCCCUUAUCACUCUACAUUUCUGUGAAGCUUAAAAAACCAUAAAAACCAGUCGAAGAAAUAUUGGUGGAAUACUAUUGUGUCCCAAAGAAAAAGCCACAGGUGUGAGAAAACCAUACCACAAAGUUACCCAUUCCAGUAAUUAGCUUUAAGUGUGAAGGUUUUUACUUGUGCUUUGAACUGUAUUGCACAGUCAUAUAAUUUUCCCGUAACUAAUUGACUUAUUAUAUCAAACAAAGUGUUCACUGUUUUCUCAGCCUCAAAGUGUUACUUUACUCUUUAUAGGUCAUGGUGAUCUUGCAGUUUCAAGGCUAAGAGCUGGAUGUCUUAAUCUCUUACACACAAUACAGUCUCGCGUCAAGCCCAAGUAUCACAUUUUUGGACAUAUUCAUGAAGGUAUAUAACAUCAUAUAAAACAUUACCUCAGGUUGUAAUUUGUAUGACUCAGUUAUUGUAAUAGUUGCACUGUACAGUCACUGUGAUAUACAGUGUUUCACUGCCUCAAUGAUUAGGAAAGUUGAAUGUGAAGUAAAUUCUGUGUUCUAAUCAGAUACCGGCUGGCAGAUGAAAAAGCAAAAAAUUUUGAAGUAUUCGGUUUUUCAUACAAUAAACCCUUAAAGUUAUGGUCUGUUUGGCUUCAUUCUGUUAAGGGUUUUUUCAUAAACCUUGACAAACAAACAAACACAAUAAAUGGAGUAAGUUUCUAAAGAAACCGUGUUGUUGUAUUGGCAGGGGUUAUUACAAGAUAAUUUGGUUUUAUAAACUGAGGUGACAUUAAUUAAAAUGGCCACUGGUGAGAGUUUCUUAAGCUGAUGUUUUGAGCAUUAGCAGAAUAAAUGAUGUGAUAAUUGUUAAAUUCUGAAUACGUCUUUUAACCUAAUUUUUUUAAUAUAAUGACAUUCAAUAAUCAUUUAGUCCACAGAUGUAAGAAUAACAUUUUUCAAUUGUACUCCGUAGGAUAUGGAAUAACUACAGAUGGAGUUACGACAUUUGUUAAUGCCUCAUCAGUAACAAUCCAGUACCAGCCGUCUCAUCCACCAAUAGUAUUUGAUCUCCCAAACAAAGAAAGCCUUGAUCAAUCUUGA
Molecule: messenger RNA, 2611 nt
Organism: Pocillopora meandrina
Lineage: Eukaryota; Metazoa; Cnidaria; Anthozoa; Scleractinia; Pocilloporidae
Source: the annotation of a GenBank genome assembly